Messenger RNA from Penicillium angulare, 930 nucleotides. RefSeq names its product putative mitochondrial GTP/GDP transporter Ggc1. Lineage: Eukaryota; Fungi; Ascomycota; Eurotiomycetes; Eurotiales; Aspergillaceae. The transcript is spliced from 7 exons. Gene Ontology annotation, molecular function: guanine nucleotide transmembrane transporter activity. The record is from RefSeq and is a predicted model, not a curated record. The coding region runs from base 1 to 930 and encodes 309 amino acids. Gene Ontology annotation, cellular component: mitochondrion.
AUGUCUCCCGCUCUCGCUCAAGCCGGUGCUGGCGCCGCCUCCAACGAUGUCAAGAAGGAAUCUGCCGUUGCCCGCCUCCUUGGUUCCGGCUCUGCUGGUAUCGCCGAGUUGGCCGUCUUCCACCCCGUUGAUACCACAGCGAAGCGAUUGAUGAGCAACCAGACCCGGAUUACCAACGCGGAACAAUUCAAUAAGGUUGUCUUCAAGGAGUACGCCGAUGCUGCUGUCGGUCGCAAGUUCACCUCGCUUUUCCCUGGUUUGGGCUACGCUGCGUGUUACAAGGUUCUCCAGCGUAUCUACAAGUACGGUGGCCAGCCAUUUGCCCGUGACUACUUGGCUCAGCACUACGGCAACGAGUUCGACAACGCUUUCGGAAAGGGUAAUGGAAAGGCUAUUAUGCACGCCACCGCUGGCAGUUUGGUCGGUAUCGGUGAGGUCGUCCUCCUUCCUUUGGACGUCCUGAAGAUUAAGCGUCAGACAAACCCCGAGGCCUUCCGUGGCCGUGGUCUCUUCAAGAUCAUUUCUGAUGAGGGUAUGGGUCUCUACCGGGGUGCCGGCUGGACCGCUGCCCGUAAUGCCCCUGGUUCUUUCGCUCUCUUCGGUGGAUCUGCUUUUGCCAAGGAAUACAUCUACGGUCUGACUGAUUACAACAAGGCCAGCUGGGGCCAGAACUUCGUCGCCUCCGUCGUCGGUGCCAGUGCUUCCCUUGUUGUUUCCGCUCCUCUGGAUGUCAUCAAGACUCGUAUCCAGAACCGCAACUUCGAUAACCCCGAGUCUGGAUUCCGAAUUGUGUCUACAAUGCUUAAGAACGAGGGUCCCACCAGUCUGUUCAAGGGAUUGAUCCCCAAGCUGCUGAUGACAGGUCCCAAGUUGGUUUUCAGCUUCUGGUUGGCGCAAACUUUGAUUCCUGCCUUUGGUCAGGUUGUAUAG